GGGAACGAGAUAUCCAAUCUUGUUGAUUCCGCGAGCUAUGGCCGUCUCCUCCGCUUUCUUCCCCUCUUCGCUCGUCUCUCUUGCGGCCUCCGCCGCGGGCGACCGCGGAUCGGCGUCUUCCACCGUCCCUCGAGUCUUCUCCGCCCCGAUCCCGCGGUUCCCCCCCAACUUCGUGCGCCAGCUGAGCAACAAGGCUCGCCGUAACUGCAGCAACAUCGGGGUCGCGCAGAUCGUCGCGGCUUCGUGGUCGAACAGCUCGUCGUCGUUCGAGGCCCCACGAUCCGCGGCCUCCGCGGACGCUGUUGUGGCACCCGAAGCCGUGUUGGAUAGCGCCAUCGGCGUUGGUGUCUCGGAGAUCCUAAGCAGCCCCGUGGAGUCACAGACGCUGGCGGCGGGGAAGGCGAAGGUUUCUCCCUCUUCUGCGAAGGUUACAGCGACGCUCAGUUUCGACGGGAGUCUCGCGGUUCAUGCUGGUGAGAGAUAUGGGCGUGGUAUAAUCACAGAUGCCAUUACCACUCCUGUUGUUAAUACCUCUGCUUACUGGUUCAACAAUUCAGACGAGCUGAUUGAUUUUAAGGAAAAGAGACAUACUAGUUUUGAGUAUGGAAGGUAUGGUAAUCCUACUACACAGGCAUUGGAGGAGAAAAUGAGUGCCCUGGAAAUUGCAGAAUCCACUGUGUUUGUAUCCUCUGGCAUGUAUGCUAGUGUGGCCUUGCUGUCUACUCUAGUUCCUGCUGGUGGGCAUAUUGUGAUCACCACUGACUGCUAUCGAAAAACUAGAAUUUUCAUUCAGAAUGAACUUCCCAAGAAGGGAAUUUCGGUUACGAUUAUUGAUCCUGCUGACAUUGGUUCUCUGGAAAGUGCACUGGAUCAAAAUAAUGUAUCUCUUUUCUUUUCAGAAUCUCCAACCAAUCCAUUCCUCCGAUGUGUUGAUAUUGAGUUGGUUUCACAACUUUGCCACAACAAAGGGGCCUUGGUUUGCAUAGACAGUACCUUUGCUUCACCGAUCAAUCAGAAGGCCUUGACUCUGGGAGCUGAUCUAGUUUUGAAUUCUGCUACAAAAUUUAUUGCUGGUCACAAUGAUGUUAUUGGUGGCUGCAUCAGUGGUUCAGAGGAGCUUAUCUCCAAAAUUCGCCUGUAUCAUCAUGUUGUAGGUGGUGUUCUUAAUCCUAAUGCCGCAUAUUUGAUUCUUCGAGGCAUGAAGACAUUGCAUCUUCGUGUAAAGGAGCAGAAUAGUACAGCACUUAGGAUGGCCCAACUUUUAGAGGAACAUCCUAAGAUAAUCCGAGUUUAUUAUCCAGGCUUGCAAAGUCAUCCUGAGCAUCACAUCGCCAAGCGUCAAAUGGCUGGUUUUGGUGGUGUCGUCAGUUUUGAGAUGGCUGGAGACCUGGAAACUACUAAGAAGUUCGUUGAUUCUUUGAAGAUACCUUACAUCGCCCCUUCAUUCGGAGGCUGCGAGAGUAUAGUCGACCAACCUGCCAUCAUGUCUUACUGGGACAUUAGUGAGUCAGAAAGGGUAGCCAUGUACGGAAUCAAGAACAAUCUGGUGAGGUUCAGUUUUGGAGUAGAGGAUUUUGAAGAUCUGAAGGCCGACGUCCUUCAGGCGUUGGAAAAGAUUAAUUAACUUGCAUUCAACCAGAUCAAACGGUUUCACGUGCUAUUCCUACUUUUGUUUUUUGUUUUUCUUUUAGACUAAGGCAGGGAGCAAUUGGAUAUUUGUAUUGUUUAAUGACUUUAAUAUUUCUAGUAAUUUGCUUGUCGCAUACUUUUUUGGGUGAUAUAAUUAUCUCCUGAAAUUAUUUACA
Messenger RNA from Zingiber officinale, 1805 nucleotides. Its product is annotated as cystathionine gamma-synthase 1, chloroplastic-like. The transcript has 11 exons. The coding region runs from base 38 to 1624 and encodes 528 amino acids. Gene Ontology annotation, molecular function: cystathionine gamma-synthase activity; pyridoxal phosphate binding. Gene Ontology annotation, biological process: transsulfuration. Lineage: Eukaryota; Viridiplantae; Streptophyta; Magnoliopsida; Zingiberales; Zingiberaceae. The record is from RefSeq and is a predicted model, not a curated record. Gene Ontology annotation, cellular component: chloroplast.